UAGAGCCAGCGCGGUGCGCACGCGCACGCGGCAGACGCGUCUUACAGCGGAGCGAGGCGCGCGCGCCGCCCGCAUACGCAACGUCGCACGCACACACACGUACACCGUACACAAACCAGUGCUGCUCUCAUACGAAGCCUGAAUUUCAUGGAAAUAUAUUGUUAUCUAUAAGUGCAGUGAUUAUGAAGUUCAAUUGAUAUUUUUUGGGGAUGAUGGUGAUAGGUGUGAACACAGGUCAGUAGUGUGAAGUAACUUCAGAACCACCGCCAUGGUCGCCAAGGAAACUACAGUUAAGGUGUCGGAGGAGAACAAGGAGGGCCAGUUCAACCUGGACGGCAUCCUCAGCGAGCUCGGCAGCUUCGGCAAGUACCAGCUGCUACUGCUGCUACUGCUCGCCUUCCGAGACUCCUUUCUCGCCAUGUGCAACUUCAACUACGUCUUUACCGCCGCAGAAGUCGACUUUAGGUGUCAGGUACCGGAGUGCGAGGCAGUGGACCCUCGGUUCAAUGCAUCGUGGACGUCAUACGCGUUGACUAACGAGACGGGCACGUGUCGCCGGAUGGUGCCCUACGAGCCGGCAUACAACGGCUCCGUGCUGAGCCACGAGUUCACCUACACCUGCGCGCCCGACAACUUCUCCUGGAACAAGAGCGUCUCCUGCGAUAAGCUGGUCUAUGAGGACUAUAACAGCAUCGUCGCUGAGUUCGACUUGGGCUGUCAACCAUGGAAGAGAACUCUGAUCGGUACUGUACACAACUUGGGGCUCGUGUUCUCCUUCGUCAUAUCAGGACUCAUUUCAGACAAGUACGGUCGUAAAGUAAUCAUCGUGGGUACCCCGCUGGUGGUAGGCGUGGCUGGUCUCAUCAAGUCGUUCUCUGUCAACUACUGGAUGCUGCUCGUCUUCGAGUUCUUAGAAACCGCGCUCGGAUAUGGCAACGCUUCGAUGGUAUUAUCUCUUGAAACAGUGAGUCAGAAACAGAGAGUAAUGUUCUCGUGCAUAGCCGACAUCCUGGCCAGCAUCGGCAGCGCAUCCUUCGGUCUGAUCGCGUGGAAGGUGCCGUAUUGGAGACAUCUCAUGAGAGCCAUCUACGCGCCUCUACUGGUGGUGGUGUUCUACAUCUUCCUCAUAGAUGAGGGUGUGAGGUGGUUGCUGGCUCAUAACAAAAAUCAUGAAGCCGUCAGGGUCCUCAACAAGGUCGCCAAGAUCAAUAACAUCCAGCUGUCGAAGAAAGCGCAGCAGAUGUUGACGAAGAUCGCAGGAGACAGCAAGUCACGAGAGGCUGGAGAGUCGGCCCCACCAGAGCGGCUACACCUGCUGUCAGUACUCCGGUCUAAAAAGAUCCUGCUGCGUGUGCUGCUGAUAGCUGGCUGCUUCUUCUGCUGCACCUUCGUGUACAACGGCACUAUCAUAAACUCUACCAGUGUCUCCGGCAACAAGUAUCUCAACUUCUCCGCCUUGCUGCUCGUACAAGUUCCCACUAGAAUCAUCACGGCACUAACGCUCACAAGAUUCGGCAGGAAGGCUCCCAUCUGUGUGGCGUAUACAUUGUGCUGUGUAUUCUUCAUUUCAUCUGCGUUCAUACCUAAGUCGAUCUGGUGGGCGUCAGUGCUGUUCUACCUGUUCGGCAAGAUGUGCAGCAGUUACGGCGUGUUCUCGAUGUACGUGGUGGCCAUGGAGGUGUUCCCCACCACCUCGCGCAACUCCCUCACCAACAUCGCCAACACCGUCGGCAGGGUGGGCUCCGUGCUCGCGCCGCAGACACCGCUACUCGAGAAGUACAUGACAGGUCUACCGAGCGUGGUAUUCGGUCUGGUGGCUCUGGGACCCGCCGUGCUGGCGCUGCUGCUGCCCGACACCAGCCAGUCAGCACUGCCAGACGAUGUUGUAGACGCUGAGAAUCUGGACAAUCCUCACGAAGAACAUACUUCGGAGAGCGAGAGCCAUGACAACGUUCCCAGACUGUCAGUCUGCGUCACCAGUGGGAAGGAAACGCAAUGAUGUGACAGCAGGACCAUUUAUAUUGCGAAGACCAAAGAGUCAAUAUCCACGUAGUGCAGUGAUUUAGUGUUAAGUAAUUAAGACAUUAAUUGUGAAUCUCAACCGUGUAACUGGGGAUAUUAUGCCAGUUGCUGGGGACAGUGACCUGAGACAGUCGUGCUACUAGUUGUAUAGAGACGUUGUGAUGGCGGACUGUGGCCGCGUGUCUAUGGUGCUCCCGUGUGAUAUUGCUUAGCUGUACUAAUAGGUUGUAGGUUUUGUGAUACUUGGUUAAAGGUCGAGAUGAUGAGCAGACGUCGAAUAAGUCAUUAUGUACUCGCUAGCUUCACUAAGUUUAACUCUCAGAGUUUGCGAGAGUCGAACUGUAAUCUUGAUAGACUUGAUAUUAUAUAAAGUAGGCCUUCCUAAAUAAAUGAUUUCUCUUUUGCAUUUUUCUAUGUUUAUAAUAAUAGAAGAGAAUUUUGUACAAAAUACAAGGAAGCAUUUAUUUAUGAACUCCGUCGUCGACGCGGCUCAUUACGAUAACUUUACAAAUCGUAACGUAAUUAUAGACUAGUGUACUGUAAUAUUUAUACAAUAGUUGUAUUAUUGAUUAUAUUUGUCUGCUUCGGACUCCGCGGAGAUAACAUCUCUCGCAUGUUGCGCGAUGUUUACUUGAAACACAUUUACCAUACGUUUGCACAAAUUGGAAUACUAGUUAGUAUCGUGACCAAUUAUUAUAUUCAAACAUUGUACUAUUUAUCCAUAUUUUAGUUCAUUAAAAAUCCGUUUGUAAUUUGGUAGGUACCUAAACAAUAUAUUUAACUAAAGCAGGUAAAUUAUAUCGAUUUAAAAAUAACAGAUAAAUGACUGCGAUUAUUGCGUCUAGACUUGUAAAGCUCUUGUUGACGAUAGUUACUGUAUCGAUGCGCAUGCGUACCAUUGUACGCAUGCGCAUUAUUUAUUAUUACAUACCUACAACACCAUUGUGUUGUAGGUAUGUAAUACAUGCCAUUAUCUGAUGAUCCUUUACUGAUGUCUGUCUCCUAAUUACUUGGGGAAUAUUUACAAAGAUAGAUAAUUAAAUAUUUUCAAACAUGUCAUUGCCAAAUGAUAAAUGCAUGUUAUCUUUUUAAUAUUGGUAAUCUACAUAAAAUAAUGUAAACCAUUUUUAUAAGGGCUUAAAGAUCAAUACGAUGAAUUUCUUUAAUCCUAAGUUCUAAAGUGUUUAUACAAUCAUAGCAUUAACUGACAAAGCAGUAUCUUAUAAAUUUGUUUAGAUACUUACUGUAAAUAUUUUAACUCAAUUAUUUUUAUUCUACAAUUUUAAAAUAUAUAGACAUAUUUGUUUGCUAACGUAACGUAAAUGUGUUUCAAACAUUAACAGAGUAUCGUGUAGACGAGCAUAAUGUAUUCCUAUAUUAUUGUAUUUAUUUGAAUCCUUGUUUCCGGCUGCCACAUAGCAGGAAUGUGCAGAAAUUUAACUACUGUCUAAUGUACAUCAUUAAUGUAAUGCUCUCAUAAUAUAUCAGGUACAUUAUAAUUAGUUUUUGAUAGCAAUUUAUUAUAUUUGUAGUUAUUUUAUAUAUUUUCUGCUUACUCAUUGUUGAACUGUUGACGAGGAACUCAACUAGUUUCAAGCCACUAGGGCCUCGUAUUCAUCAGCAGCAUUCCACAACUUAUGACGCUGCCAAUGUAUAGCAGCUAUUGUAGAAACUAGUCAAGUUUCUCGUCAAACAGUUACUCGAGUAAGCCGAAAAACGAAAGUUCGAAAGUUAUAAUCCAAACAUGUUUGUAGUUGGUGAAUUUUCUGCAUAUUUCUGUUUAGUCUGACUGCACGUGAAUUUGUGUGCGUCAAGUCAGGCCGCGGGCUCGUGGCUCGAUUAUGUAAAUGUUGUGAAUCUCACAUUGUGAAGUAUUCUAGUUCUAGUUGUUUAGUUGUCUAGUAAUUUUCUAAGUGUUCAUAAUAAUUUAUAUACAAAAUUCA
Molecule: messenger RNA, 3965 nt
Organism: Spodoptera litura
Lineage: Eukaryota; Metazoa; Arthropoda; Insecta; Lepidoptera; Noctuidae
Product: solute carrier family 22 member 1
Biological process (GO): transmembrane transport
Cellular component (GO): membrane
Molecular function (GO): transmembrane transporter activity
Source: RefSeq, a predicted model, not a curated record